UGAAGUUAAUCUGUGCAAAUGGCUUGCUCCCUUUUCCAGAUUGCUUCCCUGGGUUUCACUAGCACUGCACUGACUCUCUCUUCUUUUCCAAGAUUUUCACCCAGACAUGGACAGUGCAAUAAUAACAAUAUUAAUAGUGCUCAAAAGUGCCUACACAUGAUCAGCAACACUAAAGCUCAACGCUUGGACUCUUCUUCUUCUUCUUCUUCUUCUUCUUCUUCUUCUUCUUCUUCUUCUUCAAUAACUCAGCGUAGGUCUGCAAAUUUCCAGCCAACUCUAUGGACUAAUGAUUAUCUUCAGUCCAUGAAGGAUGAUCAUUUCAUGACAUUAAAGUUGGAAACUAUUAAGGAGGAGAAAUUUCCAUCAAGGUUUGAAAAAUUGAAAGAUGCUACAAAGCAUUUGCUUCAUGAAAACAAAGACAUCAUCCAUCAAUUAAAGCUCAUUGACACUCUACGACAGCUUGGAGUCGCAUAUCACUUUGAGAAAGAGAUCAAGGAUGCCAUUGGAACCAUAAAUAGUUCAAUGGACAUAAAUUUCAUAAAGAAUGAUUUAUUUGCCACCUCACUCUUCUUUAGGCUUGUAAGGGAGUAUGGUUACAAGGUUUCACAAGGAGUUUUUGAUAGAUUCAAAAAUGAAAAUGGCAACUUCCAAUUAAGUCAUUGCAACAACAUAGAAGGAAUAUUAAGCUUGUACGAGGCAACUCAUCUUGUCAUGGAAGGAGAAAAUACAUUAGAGGAAGCUAGCGUUUUCACAAUCAAACACCUUAAGGCUAUCAUUAAGGAUCAAGACAUAGAUCCCAUACUCAAGGAGCGUGUACAACAUGCUUUAGAGAUGCCAAUGCAUUGGAGGAUGCCGAGGUUGCACACUCAUUGGUUCAUCAGAAUGUAUGAGAAGGAAGACAACAUGAACAUUAAUUUGUUAGAGUUUGCCAAGUUAGACUUCAACAUGGUCCAAAAUAUAUACAAAAGAGAACUCAAGCAGUGUUCACGGUGGUGGGCUAAUCUUGGCCUUGUUGAUAAAGACUUAAGUUUCUCACGAGACCGAUUAGUAGAAAACUACCUUUACGCUAUGGGAUUCGCAUCCGAACCAAAAUUCUCCUUUUGUCGCAUGAUACUUACCCAAGUUCAUUGUUUGAUAACAACCAUAGAUGACAUUUUUGAUGUCUAUGGCACUCUUGAUGAGCUUGAGCUAUUUACUGCUGCCGUUGAUAGGUGGGAUGCUAAUGACAUAGAUCACCUACCAAAGUACAUGAAAAUAUGUUUUCUAGGACUCUUCAACUCAGCCAAUGAAACUGCAUAUGAGGUGUUGAAAAUGAAGAAUGUGAACUGCAUUCCAUAUCUAAAAAAAUCAUGGGUUGAAUUGUGCAAAGCUUACAUUGUGGAGACAAAAUGGGCGCACAAUGAUUAUACACCAAAAAUAAAAGAGUAUUUAGAGAACGCGUGGAUUUCAAUUGGUGCUCCUCCUGCAAUCUCUUAUUCAUUUUUCUGCGCUAGUGAAACUAUAUCAAAUGAAGCUUUAGAAAAUUUAGAGAAUUAUCCGACCAUAAUGCGUCAAUCAUUUUUGAUUCUUCGCUUAUUCAAUGAUCUUGGAACUUCAAUUGAAGAGGCAAAGAGAGGUGAUAUGAAGAAAUUCAUCCAAUGCUACAUACAUGAGAAUGGUGUUUCAUGAGAUGAUUGCACGGGAAUAUAUACAAGAUCUAAUCCGAGAAACAUGGAAAGAACUUAAUACAAUCCAUUUUACAAUUAAUUCUUCAUAUGAGGGAUCCUUCACUAAUUUGGCAAUUGACAUUGCACGCAUGAACCAUUACUUUUUUGACUAUGGAGAUGGCUUUGGUAAACCAAAUCAUAAGAAUAAGGAUAGAUUUUUUUCUCUCAUGGUUGAACCCAUUUCCCUUGGUUAAUGUAAUUACUAUCUUGGUGCAUGAAUAACAAGGCUAUUAGACUAUUUAUUAACCUUAUGCAUGCAAAACUAUAGAUCUUUGGGGUGUAUGUUUAGCUUUAAAAAAAAAGUAAAAAAGCAAAGCAACACAAAUUUAUCUAACACAAUUUUCUUAUUUUAACUCUUUAGUAAAUCAAUUGCUUAAAUUCAU
Dioscorea cayenensis subsp. rotundata (Guinea yam) is the source of this 2089-nucleotide messenger RNA. Its product is annotated as alpha-terpineol synthase, chloroplastic-like. NCBI's taxonomy places the organism in Eukaryota, Viridiplantae, Streptophyta, Magnoliopsida, Dioscoreales, Dioscoreaceae. The coding region runs from base 19 to 1668 and encodes 549 amino acids. Gene Ontology annotation, biological process: diterpenoid biosynthetic process. The transcript has 8 exons. Gene Ontology annotation, molecular function: terpene synthase activity; magnesium ion binding. The record is from RefSeq and is a predicted model, not a curated record.